Trichobilharzia regenti is the source of this 478-nucleotide messenger RNA. The record is from the annotation of a GenBank genome assembly. Lineage: Eukaryota; Metazoa; Platyhelminthes; Trematoda; Strigeidida; Schistosomatidae.
CCCCAUUCUGAUUUAGCCACUUUUGUUAAGUAUGCUGAUGACCUCUCUGUUUCUAUGCCUGUCAACCAACUCUCAGUCAGAUUGUUCAAAAUUAAAUAACUUUCUGUCGGAAAUUAGUCAGUGGUCCUCUUCAAACGCACUUAAGCUGAAUCUGUCUAAAUGUCAGGUAGUCAAUUUCACUUUCAGACGUAAAUGUGACCUACAACGACUAGUUAGCUCACAUGGCCCCACUAUCAUUGACGGCACAGAAGUUGGAAAUACAUCUAAUGUCAAGUACCUUGGGCUGAGUUUUUCCACCGAUCUCUCCUGGUCCUCCCACAUCUUGCUAGUUACUAGAAAGAUGUUUCGCUUAACAUUCUAUCUACAUUAGGAAAUUUAGGCAGUCUGGCAUAAAGCAAUCUUUGCUUUCUCAAUUUGUAAAUUCUUGUAUUCUACCCAUCCCCGUUUACUGCUCCCCAUUAGUCUUUCCUGGACUACU